CAUCAGGCCGCGCCGUGCGCCGAAACGUGUGAGCAAAGUAGUGAAGGAGAGAGAAGUGUUCCCCACGUGAAGCGACGUGAACAUGGCGACGGUUCAGGAGCCGGAGGUCCAGUUCGCACAGAAAUUAGCAUCCAACGAGAAGCCCAUCCGGACCAAGGCUAUAAAGAAACUGAGGAAAUAUAUCAAUGUCCGCUCACAGAAAGCGACAGGUGGUUUCACAGGUGAUGAGCUACUCAAGCUGUGGAAGGGUCUUUUCUACUGCCUGUGGAUGCAGGACAAACCCCUGCUGCAGGAGGAGCUUUCAAACCAGAUCUCCACCCUGAUCCACAGCUUCCAAGACAUUGAUGGACAGCUUCUAUACCUGGAGAGCUUCCUGCAGACGUUCAAAAGAGAGUGGACUGGUAUCGACAGGUUGCGGAUGGACAAGUUCUUCCAGCUGGUUCGCUUUAUGUUCAGACAAACUUUUGAGAUGCUGAAGAGGAAAAACUGGGAGAGCAGUGCAAGGUUUCUAGAGCUGCUGACAGCUCAGCUCCUCCAGGGUGGCAGCGGAGCACCCAGUGGGCUGCAGUUCCACAUUCUAGACCUCUACAUGACAGAACUGGCAGCUGUGGGUUCCGCAGAGCUCACUGCUAAUCAGAACUUGGUGUUCAUUGAGCCAUUCUGCAAAACUGCAGCAAAAACCAAAGAUCGGACUCUUUUCAGAGCCAUCUGCAACAGCAUCUUCAGCACUGUUAUUGACCAGGCUCCCUUUGCCAUUGAAGAACUGAUGAAGGAGGUGAAUGCAGAUGAGGACUUGGACUCGGGACAGGCCUCUGAAGAGGACGACGAAGACCAAAUAAAAGAGAAAAUUAGCAAAUUACCCAGCAAGAAAUGGGCAGGGAAGCGGAUCAACGGUAACAAAUCUAAUGAAGAUGAGGAUGAGCUUCACUCCGAAGAGGACGACAUAGAGCUGCCAUGUGAUGGUGACAUCGGACCAGUCCUUCAGUUUGACUAUGCGGCCCUAGCAGACAAGCUGUUUGUGUUAGCCAGCCGGAGCAGCACACCGAGCCACAACAGACAGAGACUCUACAAAAUCAUCAAAGUACUGCGGGACCUUGGCGAAGGCGUCUUUCCUCAAGAUGAGUAUCCAGAGGAGGUCUCCACAGAUGAGGAUGAUGAAAUGUUCGGCAGCAGGAAAAGGAUGAAGAGAGGAGGCUUUCCUAUGGACGAGGAUGAGGAGGGGACCCCAGCAGUGAAGAAAAAAAAAGGGAAGAAAAGGGAGGCAUCCACACUCGACAAGCAAAACAAGGACAUGGUAAAAGAUGACAGUGUAGAAGUAGACCAAACUGGUAAUGACAGGGAAAAAAAGAAGAAAAGGAAAAAGAAUAAGAAGAAAGCGGAACAGGUUAGAAGUGCAUUCAGUGAGGAAAGUUCUGAGAAGUCCACACAGGGACAGACUCUUACUCAAGCUCAAAUUCCAAUUAAAAAACCUGAAGGAAGUCCACAAUAUUCACGAGCAGAAAGUUUAGAAAAGGAAGCGGAGUUCACUGCUAAAGUCACAGCACCAGCUACUGCAAAGGGCCAGUCAGAAACUCUGUUCCUCUCUGAAGUAAAGAAACAGCCCUCAGUUACAGUAACAGAAGAAGACAGGCAACCAAAGCCCUGCACCACUGACAAUAAGGACCAAUCUGAAGCCUUUACAAACAAGAAGAAAAAGAGGGACACUUCCAAACCCAAACCUGGGGUAGUGGUGGGAGAGGAACAGCAGACUUCUCCCACAACAGAAUCAGAAAUUUCCCCUGAAGCAGAUUCUCCAGUCUCCGGAAAGAAAAAGAAAAAGAAUUGGUUGAAAGCUGAGGUACAAUCAGAUGGAAUGAAGACUCAGUCACAGGUCAGUGCAGAGGCAGAGAUCACUUCAGUAAGUUGUGAGACAUCAGAAGAAACCACAAUGACAACACCGAAAACUGAUGCUACAGUCCCUGCUAAGAAGAGCAGGAAGGUCAUGAAGGCUGCAAGCAAACCUGAGGGGAUCAAGGGGGUAUCACAGGUUUAUAGUGUGAGUUCAGAAGAGGAUGGCACAUCAGUAAGCUUUGAGGAAUCUUCAGAAGGUGACACAAUCACCAAACUCAAAAAGCCAACUGGAGCUAUAAUUCCUGUCAAAAAGAAUAAUAACAAAAAGGGCCUCAAGGCUGAUGCCCAUGUUGAGAUAGAGGGAGAACACGCCAAUACUGAGAUCACAUCUGAAGCAUUACAAAAUACCACUGCAGUGCCAGUUAAAAAGAAGACAAAGAAAAGGGGAACGCAGAAACUGGAACACAGCUUUGUAGCUUCACCUGUUGCAGAUGACAGCAUUGAAACACCACUGAAGAACAAAAGUAAAAGGAAUCGUAAAGAAACUAAGACUUCAGUGAAAGAGGAACAAGUAGUAGAUGAAACCCUGCAGGAUACAGAGCUCCCACUGGAUGAAAUUGAGGUGGUUUCCUCCUACAGCAAACUGACCAAAAAGAAGAAGAGGAAGAUACCAGUGGUGUUUGAAUUUGAGGCUGAUGAGCUGGAGACGACUGCACAGGAGGCUGCAUCGAUCAACGGCCUUGGAGAAGAGGAAACUUUUGCCGAGAAGACAAAACGUGGAAAUGAUUUUGAAGAGCCAUCCACACCUCUGAGCGUGAAAAAGUCACAAAAGAAGGGGAAGACUGCCUUGUUGUUGCCGUCUGACUUCAUCACCUUUCAGAGCAACACGGUGGCCCCAAUGCCACUCUUCUGCAAGACAAAGGGAAUCCCCAGCACCCCGGUGUCAAGCAAAAAGAAGUGUCAAACUCCCAAAUCAGAAUCCAAGAAGGUGACCUUCGGUCUCAAGAAUAAUAAAACAGCUGAGUUUAGGAAGACUGAUCGCAGCCUGCUGGUGAGUCCUGAUGGGUCUUCACGAGUCCCCUUUGACCCAAAGCAGAAACCCAAGUUUGGGGUCUUAAAGUCUCCUCCUACUCCAGGCUCCACCCCAAUUGAAGCGACCACCAAUGCCAAGAGGAAGAUGAGUUUGAAUAGUCAAAAGAGCACACCUAAACGACGACCUUCGGCAGCAGACUUCUUCUAACUUCACACACUGACGGACUCUAGAUACAGAUGUUAUACUAUAAUUUUAAUAAUUGACUGAUUAGACAAAUUAUUCUGGUGAGUAAGUAUUUUUGUGUUUAGCUGAUAUCAGUUUUGCAGAUCACCACUUUGAGUGACUUGAUUUUUGAAUAAAGUUGCUCAUUUCAGCUUUUUCAAUAUUAUCAAAUGUUCCGUUUGUGUGAUUAAAUUUGAUACGCAGUAUGUCUUGAAUAUCAAUAAAUCAUAUUUUGCUAAAAAUA
This is a messenger RNA of Scophthalmus maximus (turbot), 3329 nucleotides long. RefSeq names its product ribosomal RNA processing 1 (gene rrp1). The record is from RefSeq and is a predicted model, not a curated record. Gene Ontology annotation, cellular component: nucleus; preribosome, large subunit precursor; preribosome, small subunit precursor. Bases 83 to 3070 code for a protein of 995 amino acids. The transcript has 16 exons. Gene Ontology annotation, biological process: rRNA processing. Lineage: Eukaryota; Metazoa; Chordata; Actinopteri; Pleuronectiformes; Scophthalmidae.